This is a messenger RNA of Drosophila biarmipes, 1411 nucleotides long. RefSeq lists its product as uncharacterized. The transcript is spliced from 2 exons. Bases 222 to 1199 code for a protein of 325 amino acids. The record is from RefSeq and is a predicted model, not a curated record. Lineage: Eukaryota; Metazoa; Arthropoda; Insecta; Diptera; Drosophilidae.
GCAAGCAUCGCGAACGCCUCUUAUACGAUCUCCGACUCCUGAACGCGCGGAAGUGAAGUGCAGCCGAGGAUCAGGCUUCUAUAUCCUUAAAGAGGUGCGAGUGUAACACUCCCCUGUGCUUUAAGGUUCUGAAAAAUAAAUCCGUGGCUUAGUUUCUAGCCCUUGGGAAUACACACUUCAUUCGGAUACAUCAUAUAAUUGAGUUCUAAACGAAAGUAAAGAUGCCUUACCACCGACUGAGUACACUGGGCCUGCUCCUACUAUCUUUGGUCUGCGCCAGAGCCGACGUGGGCUACCAUUACAACAGACCCACGGCACCUUCGGCUCCCUCGGGACACGGAUCGGUGUACACGGGUCACCAGUUCAGUGCCCUGCCCACAGUUCAGCCGCUGCCACCGGUUCCGGCCCUUCCGCCCCUUCCCACGGCCAGGGUUCCGCUUCCGAGGAGUCGUCCCACAGCUCCUGCCACCAGCAUUGUUAGUCACUAUCUGCCUUCCAAGCCAGUGGUUUCCACAUACAUUCCACCGCCAGCGGCUUCCCCUAUUUCGUCCAUAAGUUUCCAUGGAACGCCCACUUUCAAGCCCGUCUACGGACCUCCUUCUCCUCCUCCGUCUGUAGGGCUGAGCCAGCCGAUCCCCACACUGGCCACGCCCAUUGUGGUGCCGCCCACUGGACCAGCUCCCCUGAACCAAGGAGGAAACCUUCGCAUCCCCUUCGGCAAGCAGGCCCUGAUUUCUCCCGGAGAAUCCUACGUGUCCAAUGGAAGGCAUCUGAAGCAGUAUGCCGUCAUCGAGAUCAUAGACAACGACAUCGAUGAGACGCCGGCUCCCUUCCUCUCGGGCUCCAGUUUCUUCGAUCGCUAUGGCGCACAUGUGGGUGCUCCCUCGGGGAAUGGAAUCCAGAUUGAUUCUAGGGCCAAUUCCCUGCUGCUGGAACAGCAGCAACUGGCCAUCCAGCCGAGAUCUCAGGGAGGAUCGCCGGGAGGAGAUGCCAUCGCCUUGGGAUCGGGUGGUCUGGGCUUUGUGCGAUUGCCCAACGGAAAUGUGUACCUGGGCUCCGGAUCGCUGGGCUACAUCAGUGGCCAGCAGCGGGUGGCUUCCCUACUGGAGGCUCGCACUCGAUCGGAGUCCAUCCAGGACGCCCUGCACUUCGGCCAUGGUCCCCUGGGCGGAGCCGACAACCUGCUGAGGUUCAAAUAGAGGGCUGAGGCAGAGGCUACCUUCCCUACCCACUCGCACAUCGCCACACCUACAUCUAUUGAAACAUGUAUAUUUUAUUGUAAAUAUGUAAUUAAAAAACUUUCUUGUUUGUGUAGACUGUAAGCUUGCUUAAACUAUUCGAGGUUCUUGUGCGUUUGUCCUACGCGAAACAUCGAAACAUGAUCAAAUAAAAACAAAUAUGGUUAAAAAUA